Molecule: messenger RNA, 192 nt
Organism: Penicillium malachiteum
Lineage: Eukaryota; Fungi; Ascomycota; Eurotiomycetes; Eurotiales; Aspergillaceae
Exons: 1
Coding region: 1-192 (63 amino acids)
Source: RefSeq, a predicted model, not a curated record
AUGGCAACGAAGAAAGCCAGAGGCUGCCUCAAAGGCGUUGGCAACAGGCCCCCGCACGUUUCCGAGCGGCCACUCCACGUUCCUGCUGAGAGUUCGGCCUCCCCCACAUUUUCGGUCCGUUCUCCGGAAAUGCUCGAGGAACGCAACCAGUGGUAUCCCAAGCUUCCAGGCAUUGGUGGAAACAAGAGAUAG